Chara braunii is the source of this 2139-nucleotide messenger RNA. NCBI's taxonomy places the organism in Eukaryota, Viridiplantae, Streptophyta, Charophyceae, Charales, Characeae. The record is from the annotation of a GenBank genome assembly.
UGUUGUUCAUUCACAGUCUGCUUUCGUGUUGUUCGUGGAGCAAGCUCCAAAGGCGAUAGGCAGACUGUGAGUUGCGCAGAAGGAGAAGGUAGGUGGCAUGAGUGUGUCAUGCAUUAGGGCAAUGUGGUUACGCUUGGAUAUUAAACCUCUACCACAUUGUUGGUAUUGAGUGCCCCAUCUCGUGCGUUCUCUUUUCAUCCUCUCCCUCGUGUCUGCUGCAACAGGCCUGUCGAGUUCUGUGGGUGUGUUUGUCAAUCUGGCUGCGUACGGACGGUAUAAGCUGAGGGGAAGAAGAAUCGUGCUGCCAUUCUCAAGAGCUAUGGGAGCUGCACGUCUUCUUCUCCCAGCGUCUCUCUUGCUUCUGCUGGCCGCGGUUUCUCCCGUGCGGGGAGCUGCUGCUUCUUCCAGCUAUGGUGGCGACAAAGUGGGUCUGCCCCUGCUGGUGGCCUUCGCCGACACUCCGGGGCUGCGCAACACGACAGAAGCCUUCGCUGAGACUGUGGCCAAGGCGUCCGCUGGCAAGCUGUUCGUGUCCAACAUCACGUACGGCGUCAGCCCUGCCAAUGUGCUUGCAGCUGCCAGAGAUGGGCGAGCUUUCGGGCUUGCGUUACAUGGGAUGUUUGCCCCAGACAAGAACGGGGUGGACAUCAAGACGGCACAGUACCUAGACAACAACCUGCCUUUCACGCUCUCGGUGACACAGUUCGCUUCCCUUCUUCGUCACACACCUUUCGGCCGCUUCUGGCGACAAGUGUACGAGCCGCUAGGCAUCCGAGCGAUGUACGUGGGGACCCUGGUGGGACCACAAGUGGGCGACUGGUACAAGAAGCCCAUAGCCAAGCUGAGCGACCUUCGGGGGCUAAGGAUGAGGUACACGGGGGGCCCGUUAAACACCCUGCAAGCGGAGAUCUUGAAGGAAGUGGGCGCCGAGCCUGUCUUCGUGCCUUUGCCUCAGGCCAAGCAGGCCCUUGCUAACGGUACUCUCGACGCAUUGGAGCUGCUGGGAGUGCGAGUCGAUCUUUCUGCUAAGAUAUGGGAAGCAGGGGGUAGAUACCUGUACUACCCUGGCUUGCAGGGGCCUGAAGCGGCGCACGUCCUGAUUCCAGCCAAGAUCGCAGACACACCGGAGCUGGAAAUCGCACUUCAACGCGCUUGUGACGAAGCUAUCUCCGUCAACUACGCCGACUACUUCGGUCCAGCGGCUCAGGCCGCUGUGAAGGAGACGCGCAAGAACGGCGUCAGGGUCGGGCGCUACCCUCAAGAGGUCAUUAGAGGUCUGUUCGCCGCGUACAGGAAGGUGAUGGCUAGACAUCGUGAGGAGCAGGUGCGCAGAGGCAAUCGCCUGGGAGUAGAGGUGUUGGACGAAUACGACGCGUACGUUCGAUCCGUGUCGGACUUCGACAUCAUGGCCGCGCCGGAGGCGCAGAUUCUGCCUGCAAGGGACCAUGUCGCACGAUACGUAGGAGUGCAGGUUCCUGUCGCACAGCGCAGCUCUGUGUGCAAGAGACGCUAAUUGCAGCGCACGGAAGUCGUUAGGAGUACUACCGUCUUACGUAGGAGUGCAGCUUCAUGUCGCACAGCGCAGCUCUCUGUGCAAGAGCCGCACACUCUCUGUGGAAGAGCCGCACAUUUUCGCGCACGGAAGUCGUGAGGAGUUCUACCGUCUUACGUAGGAGUGCAGGUUCAUGUCGCACAACUCAGCUCUCUGUGCAAGAGACGCUAUUGUCGCGCACGGAAGUCGUUAGGAGUACUACCGUCUGCCCACGAACACAACGCACCCUGAUUAUGCGUGUACUGAACCGGCAGGAUAGGUUGUAUACAUUCUCCUUUUCAGGAUGCAUUAUGUUCGGCGGAAGACGGUGUAGAUUGAUAGAUUGUUAGAGAGAGAGAGAGAGAGAGAGAGAGAGAGAGAGAGAGAGGGAAGGGAAGAGGGUAUUUCCCUGAGCGACGGAGGAGUGCAGGUUCUUGUGGCACAGAGCCGCUUCGUGUGCGAAAGCCCAGCAAUUUUUUUUAUUAUUAUUAAUUUUUUUCAGCAGUUGUAGCGUGCGUGGGAGGGAAUGGUGUGGACGAGACGGCUGAUGUUUUCCUUGAGCAAUUCUGUAUUUACUAUUUAAUUCAUGAUAAGUUCAUUUAACUCGU